Molecule: messenger RNA, 1800 nt
Organism: Apiotrichum porosum
Lineage: Eukaryota; Fungi; Basidiomycota; Tremellomycetes; Trichosporonales; Trichosporonaceae
Exons: 5
Coding region: 1-1800 (599 amino acids)
Source: RefSeq, a predicted model, not a curated record
AUGCUGAAGUCCAUCUCCCUCCUCCUCGCUGUGGCGUCGGUGGGCUUUGCCUCACCGAUCGCCCAGCGCAACACCCUCUGUGCGAAUGACCUUUCCUCCGCCACCACCGGAACCUGUUCGGUCACUUGGGGCGGCACGGCCAUCACCGGUGCAUCUAACGGUGGCGCCUGUCGCUACACUGUCCGCUACGGUUCAGCCAACCGCUGGGAGGACUCUGUUGCCGGUACUCAGACUGGUGUGGACGCUGCCGCCUUCCCCAACUACUGCCCCCAGGCGACUGGCUACGAGUUCCCCUCGUUUGUUAGCUCCUCUCUCUCGGCUUCUGAGGACUGCCUCUUUGCCACUGUCUACGCACCCGCCUCGGCUACCAGCGACUCUGCCCUCCCCGUCCUUGUCUGGGUCCACGGUGGCUCCCUCAUCGCUGGUGCCUCGACUAUGAGCGGCCUCAACGCCUCUGCCCUUGCAACGGAGGGCAACAUGAUCAUCGUCUUGCUCCAGUACCGUCUCGGUCCUCUGGGCUUCCUUCCCCCCUCGAUCUCGCCCUUCGCCUCGGACCCCAGCUUUGGUCUCCGCGACAUCAUCCUCGCCCUCAACGUCGUCAAGAGCAACAUUGCCGCCGUUGGUGGUUCGCCCUCCAGCGUCACCCUUGGUGGUCAGAGCUCGGGUGGUACCCUUGUCCGCAUGCUCUACGGUGCCCCCACAGCCAAGGGUCUCUUCAACCGUGUGAUCCUCCAGUCUGACCCCUUCUCGUCAACCGUCCAGGCUGGCGUCGAGUCUAUUAUUUACGGUGGACUUGGAUGCACCACCCUCGACUGUUACAAGGGUCUCAGCGUCGACUCGCUCAUGUCCGUGACGGCCCAGGCUCAGAACACCGCUGCUGGCACCGUCACUGGCCUCUCGGUUGGAUCCACCUUCCUCCCUAUGUUCGGCUCCAACACCCUCCCCAACGACCCCACCUACCUCCUCUUCAACAGCCCCUCGAGCCUCCCCAUCUCGCCCGCCGACGUCCCCCUUCUCCUUACCGAGGUCAAGAACGAGGCCGGUACUGCCAUUGGCAACAACCUCCCCCAGAUGUCUACCUCCGCUCUCGGCUACAGCCUUUACCUCGUGUCCUUCCUUGGCCAGUCUCGCGCCGCCGCCGUUACCACCUCUAGCUACUACGCCUGGGACGCUUCCAACACCGGCGCCGACUACUUCCGUGAGCAGAUGGAGCUUGUCCUCACCGACGGUGGAUGGCGCUGUGCCAACCGCGAGGCUGCCCGCAAGUAUGCUGCUGCCGGUGGUUCCGUCUACUUUGCCGAGUGGACCGAGGGUGCCACCUACGCCAACCAGCCCGCCUUCUGCACCGGCAAGAUCUGCCACAGCGACGACAUCUACCCCACGUUCAACACCAUCUCCUGCCCCAGCUCCGCCCAGUCCGCUCUCGAGUCCACCAUCGCGUCUGACUGGGUCGCGUUCAUCAAGUCUGGCGCUCCCAGCUCGACUUGGGCCAAGUGGACCUCCACCUCGACCGACGCCGACGUCCACAACCUUGGCAGCGGCGUCACCCUCAACUGCCCCGCCAACUUCUGGGGUACCACCGCCAAGUGGGACUUCCAGCUCUACUCGGCUCCCUCGGGAUCGUCUGCUGCUUCGUCAUCGUCUUCGUCGUCUCCUGUUGCCUCGAGCACUGUGGCCUCAUCUACCGUCUCCUCGACCACCAAGGCCUCGAGCACCACCAAGGCCGCGUCUACGACCGCCAAGUCGUCAUCGUCUGCCGCUCACACCACCUCUACUCGCUGCUAUGGCCCUCGCUGCUAA